AUGCUUCAACUUGCUGUUAAGUACUUUGGUAAUUUAUUCUCGACUUUGGAGGCGGGUGCAGAUGAUCGGUUAUUCGGGAUUGUGGAGAAACAAAUUUCUACGGUUAUGAAUGUAAAACUACUCAAACAGUUUAACGAGGAGGAGAUUGGAGAAGCUGCCAAAGAUAUGGCACCAUUGAAGGCUAUUGGAAGACUUAUUUCUGAUAACGUGCUUAUUGCUUAUGAGGUCUUACACUUUCUUAAAAUGAAAAAGAAAGGGAAGAAAGGUUUCCAUGCUGAUUGGGUUGUUCUUGUUAUGAGAUGCGUUUGUUCUGUCAGCUAUUCUGUGUGCCUCAAUAGGGAUAUGAGUGAUUGGUUUACGCCGCCGCGAGGGUUAAGACAGGAUGAUCCUUUAAGCCCUUAUCUAUUUCUAAUUUGUGCUGAAGGAUUCUCUACUUUACUUAUCGAGGCAAAACAAAAAGGGUUGAUGAGAGGUGCUCCUAUUAGUAGGGAAAGAUUAUCGAUAAUCCAUUUGUUCUUUGCAGGCGAUUGCAUUUUUUUUGGGGACGCUUCGAGUGAAGGAACUAAUGUGGUCCGCAAUACUAUUCGGUUCAGGAAAAGAAUCAAUAACUGGAGUGUGCGAUAUCUUUCUAUGGGUGGUAAUGAGAUAUUCUAUCAGCAAAGGUUGAUUCUUACCCUUUGUUUACCUGGAGGAGUAUCUGUGAGGCUAGAAAAUUGA
Messenger RNA from Gossypium arboreum, 717 nucleotides. RefSeq lists its product as uncharacterized. The transcript has 5 exons. Bases 1 to 717 code for a protein of 238 amino acids. Lineage: Eukaryota; Viridiplantae; Streptophyta; Magnoliopsida; Malvales; Malvaceae. The record is from RefSeq and is a predicted model, not a curated record.